Messenger RNA from Hyaloscypha bicolor E, 1299 nucleotides. RefSeq lists its product as uncharacterized. The transcript is spliced from 4 exons. The record is from RefSeq and is a predicted model, not a curated record. Bases 1 to 1299 code for a protein of 432 amino acids. NCBI's taxonomy places the organism in Eukaryota, Fungi, Ascomycota, Leotiomycetes, Helotiales, Hyaloscyphaceae.
AUGGCAGCUCCAGUCAACUCCGGCUACGUCCAAACGAGCGACCCCUCGAAACCACGCUCCGACGCUGCAGUCCCCUUCCGCGACCUCAUACCUUCUCCUUCCCAUCCUCGAAUUGCCGGAAUUGUAGAUCACACUGCCCUCAGUUGGUGCGAAUCGCGCAGACAGAUCGAGGCCCCAGCGUGGCUGAUCAAUCGACUCGACGCGAAGAAUUUGGAGAAACCAUACAAAGGGUUCACGUCAGACGGGAAGGUAAGAGAGGGAUUGUAUAACUAUGCAGAGGAUGAGGGUGCGCCAACGGAGGAGGUGAUGGCCCGGACGGCAGAUUUAUUCAAGAUUCUUAGCGGCGAGCAGAAGGACCAGGUGCAUUGUGGGGAGGUGACGGACGAUGAUUUCAGACUGUGGUCAAACCCUGAGCUCUACAUGAACCCAGGCGGGCUGCGACUCGAUGAAUGCUCCGCCGAAGUACAGACCGCAAUCCAUACGAUCCUCAAAGCUUCAAGCUCUCCCGAAGGCUACGAAAAGAUCCUUGGCUGCUGCCUCACGAACGACUUCCUGGGACACCUUGUAAAUGGCAAGAGGGUGCUGAAUGAACACUCCUACAAUUUCCGCCUCUUUGGCGUUCUCUCUACCUCUACACCAUGGGGCUACACAUUUUUCGGACAUCAUCUUUGUCUGGCAGUGGUCUUCCUUGGGAAGAGAAUGGUGUUUGGGCCUACAUUCAUGGGUGCAGAGCCAGAUAGGAUUGAUGAGGGCCCACACGCAGGAUUGAGACUGUUCCGGGCAGAGGAGAUGGAGAGCUUGAAAUUGAUGCAAAGUCUACCGAAGGAGCUGCAAGACAAGGCGACACUUAGUAAAGGAAUGGAUGGGAAUAGUUUGGCUGCAGAUAGGUGGAAUCCGUUUGAUGAGAGACAUCUCGGAGGAGCGAGGCAAGAUAACAGAAUUGUACCAUAUGAGGGCUGCUUAGUCUCUGAAUUCCCACCAGGCAAGCAAGAAAUGAUCAUCAAUCUAUUCAAAGCUUUCAACGAAUAUUAUCCAGCGCCGGUGUUGGAACAUCGGCUCGCCCUUUUCAAGGAGCAUUUGAACGAGACAUAUUUUGCGUGGAUUGGUGAAUUUGGAGACGAAGAUCCGUAUUACUAUAGAAUACAUAGUCCAGUAGCGUUUAUGGAGCUAGAUUUCCAUUGUGGGAUUUUCUUGACAAAUACAACUCCAGCGAGAUGUCACAUCCACACAGUAAAUAGAUUGCCUAACAGAGGAGACUACGGAAAAGCUUUGCUAGAACAGAACGGGCUUAAGUCUUGA